UCAGGGCAGCAGCAGUAGACACAGACGAGCAACAAGUACACACACACACACACACACACAGCUCUUUCGGGAUUAAACAUAUACAGACUGCAUUUAAAUCAUGGCAGCGCUGUCAGGUGGAGAGCAAUGCAUCAAAUACAUGUUAUUCGCCUUCAAUUUCGUGUUUUGGCUUGCAGGUACAGGAGUUUUGGCUGUUGGAAUCUGGCUGCGUUUUGAUGAAAGAACAAAAGGACUUUUCACUGGAGAAGGCUCCCCGUCUGUGUUCUACACUGGGGUUUACAUCCUUAUUGUGGCAGGUGCCGUCAUGAUGGUGGUCGGGUUCCUCGGCUGCUGUGGAGCAAUAAGAGAGUCAUCAUGCAUGUUGGGACUGUUCUUCAUUUUCCUGCUGAUCAUUUUUGCAGCAGAGGUGGCUGCUGGAAUCUGGGGAUUGUCCAAUCAGGACAAGAUUGUGUCAGAUGUCCAACAGUUCUACACGGAAACAUUCAACAACUACAAAGCCACUAAGCAGGAUGCAUUGAAAGAAACCCUGGUAUUGAUUCAGUUUGGAUUACAGUGCUGUGGGCCAACAGGAACGGUAAUUGAUGGAGCUCCUGAAACCUGUCCGAAAAAGGAAGGACUUGAGAUCCUUGUCACUACGAGCUGCCCAGCUGUUAUUAAGGAAGUCUUCACUUCGAGGCUUCACAUCAUCGGAGGAGUUGGGAUUGGUAUUGGGGUGAUCAUGAUCUUCGGGAUGAUCUUCAGCAUGCUACUGUGCUGUGCUAUCCGACGAACCCGGGACAUUGUAUGAGCUGUCCUUGGCACAACAGCCUGUUUUCUGCUAUGUAUUUAUCUUUUUGUGAAAUGUAUGUGUGAGUCACUCCCCCUUUUAUCUUCUAACAAAGCCCAGCAUUAAACAACCAAACUAAAUCUGUUACAGACCGGGCAUAUACUGGGCAGAAGGAUUAAUUGCUGUUGAGUACCUACAUAUUAAUGGCCUUGUUUAGUCCAUUUUAAUUUUUUGGGUGUUGAUUUAAUAUUCACAUUUGCCUGUUUGAAUGUGUGUGCAAGCUUCUGAUUGUUUUGGUAACAUUUUAUGAAAUGGCCUAUUUUAUUGUUUAUUUUCUCAAUGUUCCAACAUUGGUGUAUGGAGCAAGAGAGAGGGAGAGAGAGAGAGUAACAAUAUGAAAUUACAAAUAAAGUAGUUGAUAACCAC
Xyrauchen texanus (razorback sucker) is the source of this 1192-nucleotide messenger RNA. RefSeq names its product CD9 molecule b (gene cd9b). The record is from RefSeq and is a predicted model, not a curated record. Lineage: Eukaryota; Metazoa; Chordata; Actinopteri; Cypriniformes; Catostomidae. Gene Ontology annotation, cellular component: membrane. The transcript has 8 exons. Bases 101 to 787 code for a protein of 228 amino acids.